Molecule: messenger RNA, 484 nt
Organism: Eupeodes corollae
Lineage: Eukaryota; Metazoa; Arthropoda; Insecta; Diptera; Syrphidae
Product: SOSS complex subunit C homolog
Exons: 3
Coding region: 134-484 (116 amino acids)
Biological process (GO): DNA repair
Cellular component (GO): SOSS complex; nucleoplasm; nucleus
Source: RefSeq, a predicted model, not a curated record
CUUCUCAAACACAAACGAUUUUGGUUUGGAAAAAAUAAAACAAACAAAACCUAUUCAUAAUUUGACAUUUCCAGCGUGUUGUUGUACAGUGACCACUUUUCUUUUGUGUAAUCCAAUUUUAUUUUCAUCUUUCAUGGCUUUUCCAACUCUCAGUGCUCAACAAGAAACAAAUCGAAAAAUCCUCGAAGACCUUCAAAUCAAAAAGCAACUCCUGCAGAAGGGUGUUUCACCUGUUUUGCCAAGUGCUAUUUCGGGAAUAAGCCCAGUCCCAGGUCCCAGUCCGGUCCCUCAAAUGAAUCAACCACAACUCAUUCCAUCGCCUAGCACAGACUUCAACCAGAUCUCGGCUAUCCGAGGAGCUCCUUUUAAUCUCUCGAACGCACCUACAUUCGGUUUCUUCGUGCCGCAGGACUCAUUUUAUGGAAACAGCUUCCUGCCUGUCCUUCCCCGUCUUGAACCCCUUCCCGGCACUCCACAAAAAUAA